Messenger RNA from Pestalotiopsis fici W106-1, 990 nucleotides. RefSeq lists its product as uncharacterized. The transcript is spliced from 2 exons. Gene Ontology annotation, cellular component: checkpoint clamp complex. Lineage: Eukaryota; Fungi; Ascomycota; Sordariomycetes; Amphisphaeriales; Sporocadaceae. The record is from RefSeq and is a predicted model, not a curated record. Bases 1 to 990 code for a protein of 329 amino acids. Gene Ontology annotation, biological process: DNA repair; DNA damage checkpoint signaling.
AUGGCAUCCACCAUUGCGUCCAUGCCGCCUGAGCAGCCACUCUUUCGAGCCAUUACCAGCUCUACAAGACAAAUCCAUCAGCUGCUGAAAUGCAUCAGCUUCACCACAAAAGCCCACGUACAGAUUACUCAAGAGGGCAUCAGGUUCUCUGCCGACCAUUCCAGGGUAAUGCAAGGCGUUGCAUUUCUUGACAAGGCACUGUUCACAAAGUACACUCUGAACCUUCCGGACAAUGAUGAUGAUACAUCCCUCCCUCAAUUUCAGAUCAACCUCGCCGCCUUUCUAGAGGCAUUGCUAAUCUUUGGUGCCACGGAUAUGGCCGCUAGACAAGCCAAAGCUGACGCAGAACCCUACCGGAGCAAUCUGAGGAAUUACCGUCCAGAUGCCUUUAGUAACCAGACUUUGGGCAUUCAAGGAACAUGCUCACUACUAUACGAGGAAGAUGGCUCGCCGUUGAGUAUCAUCAUGGAGGAGACGGGUGUCAAGACACAAUGCAACAUGAUGACUUACACUCCCGAUCGACCUGACGAUAUCCCCUUCGACCGCACGGAUUUGACAUUCAAGAUCAUUAUGCAAGCAAGGUGGUUGCUAGACGCUUUGUCCGAGUUGGCACCCAUGUCUCCUGAUCGCAUUACCAUUACGGCUAUGCCAACCGCGCCAUAUCUGGGCCUUGCGAGCGGCGGGAACCUUGGUAGCGCAAGCGUCGACUUUACGAAUGGACGGGAUCUCCUCGAAACAUUCUCUGUACGUGAGAAAUGGACUCAAGGCUUCAAAUUUGAUCUCGUCAAGUCGGCAAGCGAGGCGAUGCGCAUUGCAAGUAAAGUGAGCUUCCGAGGCGAUGGCCAAGGGGUUUUGAGUCUGCAGUUCAUGGUCGAAGUUGAAGGUAGCGAUGUCAGCUUUCUGGACUUUCGAUUUGUUCCCUACGCGGAAAGUGUAAUGGAGGAUGAGGAGGACGCUGGCCCUGAUGAGGCAGAUGAUGAAUUCGAGUGA